AUGUCUUCAUUAGUUGUUGAUUCUAAUGCCCCCGAGCUUAUUAGUGCCGUUUUGGACUAUCUGGGCCGAAACGGCUACGACAACGCAGCCAAAGAGUUUGGUGGGAAAGCCAAACUUGUUUAUAAGAAAAAUUCGCACAAAGGUGCUUCCUUAGAAACUAUCUUUUUUUCUUGGAAAAAGGAUGAACCUAAGGAUGAUAGCUCUGUAACAGCUGGUGAGAGUUCUGUUGAGGGCAAAGAAAGCUCUGACUCUAGCUCUGAUUCCUCUUCUUCUGAUUCUUCUUCUGAUUCCUCCUCAGAAUCUAGCUCUGAUGAAGAUGGCGAUGUUGAGAUGAAGGACGCUGAGGAAGAGAAGAAGGAAGAGUCGAGUUCUGACAGUGACAGCUCUGAUAGCUCCGAUAGCUCCGAUUCUGAUAGCUCCGAUUCUGAUUCUGACAGCGAUGAUGAAGAAAUGAAGGAUGAUGAAAAGGAAAAGGAAAAGGAAAAGGAAACUAAGAAGGAGGAAUCCAGCUCUGACAGCGACAGCGACAGCGACAGCGACAGCGACAGCGACAGCGACAGCGACAGCGACAGCGACAGCGACAGCGACAGCGACAGCGACAGCGACAGUGAUGAUGAGGAAGAAAAGAAGGCUGAAUCUAGUUCUGACAGCUCUAGUUCGGACAGUGAUGAUGAUGAGAAGAAGGAAGAGAAGAAGAGCGAGUCUAGUUCUGACAACUCUAGCUCCGAUAGCUCCAGCUCCGAUUCUGAUUCUGAUUCUGACUCUGAUUCCGAUUCCGAUAGUGACGAUGAAAAAGAAGACAAAAAAGAAUCUAGCUCUAGCGGCUCUAGCUCUAGUUCCAGCUCUAGUUCCAGCUCUGAUAGCUCCAGCUCUGAUAGCUCCAGCUCCGAUAGCUCCAGCUCUAGCUCCAGCUCUAGCUCUGAUUCUGACUCUGAUUCUGACUCUUCCUCUUCAUCUGAUUCUGAUUCUGAUUCUGAUUCUGAUUCUGAUUCUGAUUCUGAUUCUGAUUCUGAUUCUGAUUCUGAUAACGAAAGUGAAAAGAAAGAAAAGGAAAAUAAAAAAGAAGAUUCUGGCUCUGAAAGCUCUAGCUCUGAAGACGAUAAAAAGCCAAAAGAGAAUGAAGAGAAGAAGUCUGAAUCGGGCUCCGAUAGCGACAGCUCUGACAGCGACAGCUCUGACAGCGAUAGCUCUGACAGCGAUAGCUCUGACAGCGAUAGCUCUGACAGUGAUGAUGAGGAGGAAAAGAAGGAAGAAAAGAAGGCUGAAUCUAGCUCUGACAGCGACAGCUCUGAUAGCGACAGCUCUGACAGCGACAGUGAUGAGGAGGAGGAAAAGAAGGAAGAAAAGAAGGCUGAAUCUAGUUCUGAUAGCGACAGCUCUGAUAGCGACAGCUCUGAUAGCGACAGCUCUGAUAGCGACAGCUCUGAUAGCGACAGCUCUGAUAGCGACAGCUCUGAUAGCGACAGCUCUGAUAGCGACAGCUCUGACAGCGAUAGUGACAGUGAUGAUGAGGAUGAAAAGAAGGAAGAAAAGAAGGCUGAAUCUAGUUCUGAUAGCGACAGCUCUGAUAGCGACAGCUCAGACAGCGAAAGUGAUGAUGAGGAUGAAAAUGAAAAGAAGGUUGAAUCUAGCUCUGAAAGCUCUAGUUCCGACAACGAUAAUAAAGAAAACAAGAAAGAAGAAUCAAGCUCUAGUUCCGAUAGCUCUGAUAGUUCUGACAGUUCCGAUAGCUCCGAUAGCUCCGAUAGCUCUGAUAGCUCUGACGAUUCUGACUCAGACUCGGGCUCUGAUUCUGAUUCUGACAGUUCGGAUGACGAGAGCGAGGGCAAGAGCACAAGUAGUGAAGAAUCAUCUAAGGAGUCUGUCGAGGAACCUGUUUCCAAGAAGCGAUCCAACGAGGAGGAUUCUAGCUCUGCUGAGCCUGAGACCAAGAAGGCCAAGACCGAAGAGCACAACAACAAUGAGCGCCGCUACUUUUCGCGCAUUGACCGGAGCAAGGUUGCAUUUGAUAAUGACAUUUUGAAAGACAAUACCUACAAGGGAGCCGCUGGUACAUGGGGCGAGAAGGCCAACGACAAGCUUAGCAAGGUUCGUGGCAAGGAUUUUACCAAAAACAAGAAUAAGAUGAAGAAGGGUAGCUACCGUGGUGGAACCAUCACGAUGGCAUCAGGAAGCUUCAAGUUUACUGAUUAA
Magnusiomyces paraingens is the source of this 2193-nucleotide messenger RNA. RefSeq lists its product as uncharacterized. The record is from RefSeq and is a predicted model, not a curated record. Gene Ontology annotation, molecular function: protein binding. NCBI's taxonomy places the organism in Eukaryota, Fungi, Ascomycota, Dipodascomycetes, Dipodascales, Dipodascaceae. The coding region runs from base 1 to 2193 and encodes 730 amino acids. The transcript has a single exon.